Suillus subaureus is the source of this 1820-nucleotide messenger RNA. Its product is annotated as HAD-like domain-containing protein. The transcript is spliced from 4 exons. Lineage: Eukaryota; Fungi; Basidiomycota; Agaricomycetes; Boletales; Suillaceae. Bases 1 to 1566 code for a protein of 521 amino acids. The record is from RefSeq and is a predicted model, not a curated record.
AUGUCAUCUACCUCGAAUUACACCACUCUCAUCUUCGACAUUGGUAAUGUUUUGUUCUCUUGGUCCCCGCAGACCACAACCUCCAUAUUCUCAAACACCCUACGUGAAAUUCUUUCCUCCCCUACAUGGAUUGACUACGAGAGGGGGAGGAUUUCCCAGGCUGAGUGCUAUGCUGCGGUCGGCGGCGAAUUCUCUGUAGACCCCACAGAGGUUGGUCGUGCGUUCCAAGAUGCUCGUGACUCUCUGCAGUCCAACGAAGAGCUCAUAUCGGUUAUUCGACACCUCAAAGCACACUCGGAUGGGAUGCUACAUGUCUUCGCCAUGUCAAACAUUUCUGCGCCUGACUAUGAAGUUCUUCGUACCAAGCCUGUUGAUUGGUCGUUGUUCGACGGCAUCUUCACCUCCGCCGGCGUUGGCGAGCGGAAGCCUAACCUUGGCUUCUACAAGGCAGUGAUUUCAGGCACAGGGGCUGACCCGUCCCGCACUAUUUUUGUGGACGAUAAAAUAGAGAAUGUCCUCUCCGCGCGUUCGCUUGGAAUGCAUGGUAUUGUUUUCGACGAUCAACGUAAAGUCGUCCGCGCGCUUUAUAACCUACUUGGAGACCCUGUCGAAAGGGGCAGACAAUACUUGACCGUGAAUGCGAAGAAACUCCUAUCUGUAACUGACAACGGCAUUUUCUUACGGGAGAACUUCUCUCAGCUUCUGAUACUAGAGGCGACUGACAACCGGGGUCUCGUCAAUUUGACUGAUACACAUCGGACGUGGAAUUUCUUUCAAGAAAAACCAUUGUUUACUGAAGAGUUUCCUUUUGACCUGGAUACCACGUCCCUUGGGUUGACCGUAAUGGGCAGCCCUGAAGACGUAGCACACUCCAUCAUGGAUGACAUGCUUGACUACACUGAUGACGAUGGGAUUAUUCAAACAUACUUUGACCACCGCCGACCUCGAUUUGAUCCAGUUGUAUGCGUCAACGCGCUCACGUUGUUCUAUUCUUAUGGACGCGGUCAUCAGCUCGAUCGCACCCUUCACUGGAUACGUAAGGUGCUCCUGCAUAGAGCUUAUCUCGAUGGUACGCGGUAUUAUGCGACCCCAGAGUGCUUUCUUUAUUUCCUUGGCCGGCUGCUUGAAAUCACCAACAACAUCUACUUGGCAGCCUAUAUAAAGCCGCUGCUGAUUGAACGUGUUCAGGAGCGCAUAGGGGCUGAUGGUAACGCUACGGCGCUCUCCAUGCGCCUUCGACUUUGUGCCUACCUUGGGCUACGCAACGAUGUUGACCUUCGCACUUUGCUUCCUCUGCAAUGUGAAGAUGGAGGCUGGGAAAUCGGGUGGAUCUACAGAUUUGGGUCCUCCGGUAUUAAAAUCGGAAACCGCGGUCUUACCACAUCCCUGGCCAUGAAAGCCAUUCUGGAGAUGCAACAACGCUUUCCUAGUCCCCCUUCGCCCCCUUCUGUGGUACCCGCUGUUCCCCUCGUCAAGCAAGCUGAUACCACUGCACAAUUGUUGGAGUCCGAGCGAUCCGAGAGGAGAGAGACCGAAGGAUCCGAGAUGGUGAUGGUCGAAGAGUAACUUGAUCCGAGCGCAAACCAAACAGGACAAAGUCGAGUGGCGUAGUGACGUUGGCUCGCGUUCUGCAAUAUGUAAUGUUUCUUUCUCAUAUAAUAGUUACCAAGCUACUUACCUUUAAAAAUGCCCUCAGUACUGCACAGGCAUCUCAGUUCCUUUCAAGAGACUGAGAUAUGAGUUAGAAUUGUUACCUAUAUUUACAAAGUCUGACAGCUACUAGUGUGCUUGUUUAUAGGCAGAUCAAACCAUUAACAGAG